This is a messenger RNA of Lynx canadensis (Canada lynx), 1446 nucleotides long. RefSeq names its product aquaporin 2 (gene AQP2). Gene Ontology annotation, cellular component: apical plasma membrane; plasma membrane. The transcript is spliced from 4 exons. Lineage: Eukaryota; Metazoa; Chordata; Mammalia; Carnivora; Felidae. The coding region runs from base 631 to 1446 and encodes 271 amino acids. Gene Ontology annotation, molecular function: water channel activity. Gene Ontology annotation, biological process: transmembrane transport. The record is from RefSeq and is a predicted model, not a curated record.
UUUAUGCCUUGGAAGGUUCAUGUCACAAGCCAACCAGUUGUUUUCCAUCCCCUUCAAGAGGGAAUAAUUGGAGUUUAACGACAGGAAGGACUUCCCAAUCACGAGAAGGGGUAGCACUGACAUCCUCUCUCAUGGUCAGUUUUGGGAGAGGUGUUGUCCCUGCCUUGACCAACAGUUUGGGUCAGAGGGAGGGGGUUGGGCACAAGCCCCUGAGAGAAUCCCCAUUCACAGACCCGGUGGGGGUAGGGGAGGCCCUGGGGCAGCAGCCCUGGGGUAACCAGGGAACAAACACGGAAAAACCAGGGGACGUCAGUCCUUAUCUGGAGUUCAUUAAUGGGGAACAUUAUUCAGCUGUGAAGGCCAAGAUGGGGUGAUAGGCAUGUGGGUGGGCAGGGGUGGGGAGUGGGGGCAGGAGGCAGCCACAGCAGAGACAAGGUAAUGGCCCAAACUCCACCUCUACCCCACGUGUCCGAAUCCAGGAUGGAAGAACUAUAAAUGCCCACAGCCCAGCCUCCCCAGAGACCCUGAGGGAGCAAGAGAGUGAGCGAGAGAGGGAAAGCACGCGAGAGAGCACUCCACAAGCUUCCUUCCACUCCAACUACUGGGCCAGCCCCUGGAAGGCCUCACAGCAUGUGGGAACUCCGGUCCAUAGCCUUCUCCAGGGCGGUGUUUGCAGAGUUCCUGGCCACACUCCUCUUCGUCUUCUUUGGCCUCGGCUCGGCCCUCAACUGGCCAAAGGCUCUGCCCUCUGUGCUGCAGAUCGCCAUGGCCUUCGGCCUGGGUAUCGGCACACUGGUGCAGGCUCUGGGCCACGUCAGUGGGGCUCACAUCAAUCCUGCCGUGACUGUGGCCUGCCUAGUAGGCUGCCACGUCUCCUUUCUCCGAGCUGCCUUCUACGUGGCCGCCCAGCUGCUGGGGGCUGUGGCAGGGGCUGCUCUGCUCCAUGAGAUUACGCCACCAGACAUCCGAGGGGACCUGGCUGUUAAUGCACUCAACAACAACACGACAGCUGGCCAGGCCGUUACCGUGGAGCUUUUCCUGACCCUGCAGCUGGUGCUCUGCAUCUUUGCUUCCACAGACGAGCGUCGCGGAGACAACCUGGGCACGCCUGCCCUCUCCAUCGGUUUCUCUGUGACCCUGGGCCACCUCCUUGGGAUCUACUACACUGGCUGCUCCAUGAAUCCCGCCCGCUCCCUGGCUCCUGCUGUUGUCACCGGCAAGUUUGAUGACCACUGGGUCUUCUGGAUCGGACCCCUGGUGGGCGCCAUCCUGGGCUCCCUGCUCUACAACUACGUCCUGUUCCCGCCGGCCAAGAGCCUGGCGGAGCGCCUGGCCGUGCUCAAGGGGCUGGAGCCCGACGCCGACUGGGAGGAGCGCGAGGUGCGGCGGCGGCAGUCGGUGGAGCUGCACUCGCCGCAGAGCCUCCCGCGGGGCAGCAAGGCCUGA